Pomacea canaliculata is the source of this 3251-nucleotide messenger RNA. RefSeq lists its product as uncharacterized. The record is from RefSeq and is a predicted model, not a curated record. Bases 558 to 1871 code for a protein of 437 amino acids. The transcript has 6 exons. Lineage: Eukaryota; Metazoa; Mollusca; Gastropoda; Architaenioglossa; Ampullariidae.
UGUUGCGCAGGUUUUAGCUUAAUCUUUAUUAAGCUGGGCUGGUAUUCAUGGCCAUACUCACCUCUCGUUUGACUCCACGGUGAAACUGUUACCGACUUCUCUCGGAUUCAUGAGUCACCUAUGAAGGGCUAUGGAACAUUCAACACUAUAGAUAGAAAGAUGCAUUGUACGCACGAUCAAGGCACUGUAGGAUGGCUGCAGCAACUCAAUACUCUUCUAAAAUCAAGUGGGUAGCUUUUUCCCACGACGGUUGGUGUGCGCAUGGUUGCCCUCUGUAGCCAGCGCUGUUCAACGAAUAUCUGGCGAAGAUCAUGUGGGAUACACCCCAGGACCAUCACUCUCCGUUUCGAUUGGAGGUGUGUGUGGGGGAGGGGGACCACUCAGUUACCUCCGCUUUCCCGACGACACUGAUUUGAAUGCGGGGAUCAGCAGCGAGUUACAAACCCUCACUGACAAACUCGCCGCCAGUGCGAGUACAUGUGAGGUAGAGAUGUACAUGGACAAAUGCAAAGUCAUGGUGAGCACCACUAGAUUUACCAAAGCAGUGAUUCGAAUGAAUGGAGUACAGCUGGAGAAGUUGCAGAAUGUCAGCAGCUGAAAAGGGGCCUCUGCUCGCCAUUGUCAAGCGACAGAAACUGAAGUUGUUUGAUGACGGACGACAGGACACCCUGCUGAAGACGGACCUCCACGUUUACGUUGAAGACGGCCGACGCCGAGGCAAGCAGAAGAAAAUGGCUAUUGUGAGUAGUUCCGGAUGGCUAAAUCUAUGCCACAGAGAAACUGUUAGACAUAACAGUAACAUCUUUCAAGGGUGUGACGUCAGCUUGCAUCGCCUGUUACAGUCCCCCUACAGCCUGACUGUCAACAUCCCAUGCCCUCCUGUUGUCACGACGCCUGAAGCUGGAGCCGCAGGAAAUUCUACUGAAGACACCUUGAAGAUUCCUGACGAUCAGUUUGGACCAAAAAUCAUGUGCAGCGAACAAUACAGGGUGAUAUCAAUCAACUCCAGAUUCUCGUUUCCUUUCGGGAACCCAUGUCUGAAAGAGUUUAUCGCUGGACACUGCUUCGAUGAAGGCUUUCUUGUUCCAAGGAUCGUGCACUACGUUUGGUUUACGAAUCAUUCACUCGAUGUUUACACUUUUAUUAGUGUUCUGAGCGCCUACAGGUUCCUGAACCCGUGCUUGAUCCUUGUACACGCUGACCUGCUGCCCACUGGUGUUUACUGGCGAGCCCUGCGCCUCCUGGUCCCUCUCAUCGUGCAUGUGCAGCGGCAGCCACCAGCAAGAGUCUUUGGGAAGCUGCUGGGAUUUGUGCAGCACCAAGCGGACAUCGCAAGGCUAGAGGCUCUGCGAGAAUAUGGCGGUAUUUACCUGGAUGCAGAUCAAAUCAUAUUGAAAAAUCUUGACAAAUUUCGGAAGAUGGAGUUUGUGAUGGGACACGAGAGUCCGAAGAACCUAGCCAACUCACUGCUGAUCUCUGCUCCACAUGCGAAAUUCAUCGACGUGUGGUACCAGCAUUAUCGCACGUAUAGCGCCAGAGAAUGGGGUAUCCACUCCACUUUCCUACCCUUCGCCUUAUCACGCAAGUUUCCGAGCAUGAUAACAAACGCUGGCUACGCUUUCGUCAAACCAGACCUACCCGCUGUUGGGGAUGUGUGGAUAGGGCACUAUGACUGGAGCCGCAACUACGCCAUACACCUGUACACCAGGUCUGUUGCCAACUGGAGCCUCUUCCCCACUCAGCACACACUGGAGAGCUUAGUGCGUUUGAACGCUUCUUUAGGAGAGAUCGCGCGUUACAUUCUGUUUGGUGACAAACAUUCGUGCAGUAGAUGUCAUUUAAAUGACUCUGAGUGUGGUCACUACCAAUGAGUCGAUUAAAUAAUGUGAUAAAAUACUUUAGAAAUAGAAGCAAGCUAAUGAUUGCAGUUUAUCGCAUACGACAAUUGUUUUUCGCUCUGAUUCUGUAAGCAAGGUCUAUGUCUCUCAACGUACAACAUGACUGGCACAACAAGCGACUCGUAAAACCUAUUGUCUAUUGGAGCGAUAAGAGAGGAAUUUUCUCUAAUUUUCUCCCUCUAGCUAUAAAAGGCAUUUUAUACUUCUAGAAUUCAUUAUAUAGCUAUACAAUUAAUUCUGUGCUUAAUUUCUGUAACUACAGAGUUGAAAUGUAUAAGGAAGGAGCAUGAUUUAUUUAAAUAUGAUAAUAUGGUAAGAAAAAGCUUUCAAAAUCCAUUCUGGCAAGAUGUCAUGAUGCAUUAUAAAAAGUUUAUUAACAAGUGCGUUCCAACAUGUUGUGAAGAAUUUCUCGGGGAGUCCAUCCACUUUAAUGGUAAUAUUAUUAUUAGAGGCAGAAAAGUUGUAUGUAUUAAGAAAUGAUUGGAUGCAUAAUUUAAAAAAUAGGAGACCUCACUAAUGUUGAUGGUACAGUUCUGACUCUUGAAGAAUUCUAUGUAAGGUAUCCCUUAACCUUCGUGGGCCUGAUGCAGUCCAUAAAACAAUAUCAAAGGAAGUGCAAUUGCCUGUUAGUCUCUCAGAAUGAACCUGUUAAUAGCGGAUGGGCUAUUAUUUGAAAAGGGAAUACAGAAGUUUCAAAACUUUUUCAAGACAAUUAAGUGUAUCCAUCUGCACCCAGAAAGUGAGAGGUAGUAUUUAAAGAAUGUAGAUGGGCUGAUAAAUUUCUAAAGCCCUUCUAUACUACUAUACACAACUGAGAUGGUUUCAAAUAAGAAUUUUAUAUAGGAUCCUACCCACAAACAUGUUUCUUUUUAUAUGUAAGGUCACUACAUCUCCUUUUUGCUGUUUUUGUAAACAGGGUUAGUUAGUUGUUAAUGAAACAUUUGCCUGUAUUGUAGCAGAUGGCUUGCCUUGCUAUUUGUUAUUUCUAUUAUCUUAUGUGUAUAUUAUGUUGUUUAUGUAUAUGUAGAUUGCUUUCAUUUACAUUAUUUUAUAUACGAUUGUUUGUGUUGUACAUGUAUAUAUUGUGGAAUAAAAAAUUCCUAACAACUUUAAAUGUGCAAACAAACUGAGACUUUUCCUUUAUUACUAAAGUAAAAUAGAAAAGUCGUGCUGUGGACACGAAUAAUAGGAGGAUUGUGUAGUGAAAGAUACUCCCUGUUAAUCGGAAAAAAUAGGGUGGAAUUCACAAAAGAACUAUUUCUUUACAGAAUUGCUCUUUCAAACACUUCGUGGGGAGAAAAGCAGCGUGCAAACAUUAGAAAAAAAAACUUUCUAAUGACUGAAGAUAGUAAA